Molecule: messenger RNA, 969 nt
Organism: Austrofundulus limnaeus
Lineage: Eukaryota; Metazoa; Chordata; Actinopteri; Cyprinodontiformes; Rivulidae
Gene: plekhb1
Product: pleckstrin homology domain containing B1
Exons: 6
Coding region: 220-777 (185 amino acids)
Biological process (GO): regulation of cell differentiation
Cellular component (GO): membrane
Source: RefSeq, a predicted model, not a curated record
CUAGACCUGCAGAGAGGGCGUGGUCUACCUAAUCCAGAAGAAUCCUGUCAGCCUCAGAACCAGAUUUAAGAACCUCACAGACUGAGGGGAACGUAAACAGACACAAAGCAGACACUCAAAAUCAAAUUCUGUUUUAAAUCGUGCAUUUCUAUUUUUUCCUGUUGCUUUUGCUGGAUUAUUUUUAAUCUGAGGGGAGAAACCAGGCUGCAGAUUAGAAACAUGGCGCUCCUGAAGUCAGGCUGGUUGUGGAGACAAACUGCCGUCCUGAAACGCUGGAAGUUAAACUGGUGCGACCUCUGGAUCGACGGCAGCCUCUGCUUCUACAAGAACGACACAAGGAGAGAGCUGGAGCAAAGGAUCGGCCUGAAGACGGCGAGCAUCGACGUUCGGUCCGGCCUGGAAUGUGGAGGUGUGACUCCACCUGAGAGCAACCCCAGGGAGAACCUGAUCGUGGUCCAUCUCAGAGACGGCUCAACACUCAACCUGUGUGCCAACAGUGAAGACGAGGCUCUGGCCUGGAAGCUGACCCUGCUGGAGACCAGGAGGAACCCGGUGUUUGUGUACGACCCGUAUGAUGACUCGUACCAGGCCGUCCCCCUGAACUCCUACCACACGGUCUACAUCACACCUGGAGCAGGACCAGGAACCCAGCAGGUGGUCGUUCACAGGGAUCCCUUUGAUGGCAUUGCAGAAAGCGUGGCACUGGGAUUACUGGCGGGUGUGGCGGCGGGAGCGGCCAUGAGGUCCUUCCUCUGGAUGCCCUUCUUCUUCUGCUGACGACACCGAGACCAGAACCUCUGAGAGCUGGACCCUCAGCGUAGAGAAGCUUCUUUUUUUUUUUAAACAUUUUGCUUUGGUUCGUCUUUUUGCCUGUUGUGCGCUCAGGUUUUUGCAUUUUGCUGCACAUCAAUGAACUUUUCUAAAGAAAAAUUGUGAAUUAAUAGAAAUAAAGUUUCAAUUUGCUCCUGA